Molecule: messenger RNA, 1551 nt
Organism: Adineta ricciae
Lineage: Eukaryota; Metazoa; Rotifera; Eurotatoria; Adinetida; Adinetidae
Source: the annotation of a GenBank genome assembly
AUGGCGCUCAAUUGUUCCGUCGAGGUGAAUCCAAUCGAUUCCAACACUGUUUCUAUCAAAUACAUCGUCGGUGGAUGGUUAACAUUAAUCUUUUGUUUAUUUGGUAUUCUUACCAAUAUCUUCACAGUCGUCGUUCUAAUUCAUCCACGAAUGAGAAAUAGUUCAACGCAUGUUUAUUUAAUGGCUCUAUCUGUGUGCAAUGUAUUUCUCUUAACUGGUUUAUUGAUAAAUUAUUCAUUGAAGUCCAUUGCUUCUUAUCCAGAAUUACUAGCCUACCUACGUCGAUCAGAUCUAGCCAAUCGCAAUGCUCUACUAGCCAAUUCGUAUGAGCAGUUCUAUGCACAUGUCGCACCAGUAACAACACCUUUCUUGUCCAUGCUAUUACUAUGUAGUACUUACUUGACUGUUCUUGUCAGUGGUGAUCGAUAUUUUCUUAUUUGUUGGCCAUUGAUUGCGGAAAAGAUUCGUACACGAAAGAUGGCUGUACGUUUACUACUGCUCGUUUUCAUUCUUGUUAAUAUUUAUAUCUUUCCACAUUGGUUUGAAUAUCGCACAAAAAAAGUUUAUAUUGAACGCAAUGUCACAAUAAAUGCAAGUAAUCCAUUAGCAGUUGUUGUUCUACGAGAAAAACUUCACGAGAUAGCUUAUACAAAACUUGGUUCAAACACGAUCUACUUAUCGAUCUAUCGCUUUUAUCUAAAUGUCCCUGUUACUUUUGUAAUUCCAUUCACAUUAUUAACAUUAUGUAAUGGCAGUAUGAUACAUAAAUUAUUAUUAAUUAAAAAAAAGAAACGACGACUAGGCCAUCGUAUGAAAGCAGAUAUUCGAAUAACCAUUAUGUUAAUUGUUAUCGUAUUAACAUUUAUGUUAUGUCGUUCAAUAAAUUUAUUUGUUAAUUUACUUGUACAAUUAUCGCCAUGUUUGAAUCAGAAUUCGUUACAUCGUUUUAAUGCAUUUGCAAAUUUAUUCAUUGCGUUCAAUGGUUUUAUAAAUUUCUUUUUAUUUGCUGUGUUUGGUCAACGUUUUCGUGAAAUGGUUCUAUAUCUAUUUCUCCGACGUGGACAACAUCCAUUCUUGAAUGCACUUGAAGGUCUCAGCGCACACCGGCCGAGUGUAUUCGGUGGCACACCAUCCGGCGAUGCUUCACGAAGACAGUCACGACGAUUCUCAACGAAUGAUUCAGAUCUGUGGGCGGCUAUCUCUCGUCGACGAUCUUCGGCAACCAUGGCUGUUCUCUACAAUCCAUCAGAUACUCGCCCAAGAUCGAUAUCACAAUCAGCAACGAAUUCAUCACACUUGCACAUUCCAAUCGCUUCGAAUGGUAAUAAACAUACAACAUCAUAUUCAUCAAUAAACAUGGCCGAGUCACCCUAUCCGAAUUCAUCCUAUCAACAACUUGCACCGACUAACCACGAUGAACAUUCGAUUAUGAACAAUACUCUAAUUGUCCAUUCAAAUGAUCGCUACUUAAAAAAUCCGAGUCCGAGUUGUAUCAAGAAGAAGACAGAUGAUUUAUCACCUUCAAAUGCACAUCAUGUGAAAUUCGUCUAA